UAUCCUCGUACCACUACAAUGUUUGAUAACAUUCAAGAAUUAGCUGGUUCACCACAACAUGGUCAGUACACUUGGAGGGAUCAGUCACCUCCUCAGUAUUGUCAAGGUGGACCCAGUAACCCAAAUGUUGUCUACCAGACUUGUGCUCUCAAGAGUAUAGAUCAAACCCAACAAGUCCAACUCAAACAUGUCCUGCACCUCAUUACUAUCCACCAAUACACCAUAGUCAAAUGGCAGGUCCACAUGGUGGCCAUUACCCCUCAACUCAUCAGCCAUCAUACAAUCAGCACAUGAGCCACCAAGGCCACCAGGGAUAUCCACCCAGCAACAGAUGGUUGGGCGACGCAACUCAGGACCAAGUUAUGUUGGGCCACAGUCACCGCAGAUCAGACGAAAGAAUUAUGCAGGAGGCCUUGUUACUCCUCCUACACCAACAGAAAGUGGUCGGCCAAGUCCUGGUCAGAAGAGACCAGUUUCUUUUGUGAGGUCCUUAGAUAUGAUGGAUAGUAUAGAGAUGUCAUCACGAGGUCCUCCCCAUCAUCAAGGUCCUCAUGGACCUCCACAUGAAGGUCACCAUGCAGUGAUACAUAGCCAGAGGUCUCAUGGGGGUACGCUCAGCCCAACACACACUCCCAAGCCAGACCACCGUCUGACAACACCACAAGAUCUUGACCGACGAUCGGCAUAUGAUAUGAAUUAUGAAAUCAGUGUGUGAAGUACUAACAGCCUGUUGCAGAUGCCUAAGAAUUUGAGUGUGUUUUUCAUGUUUGUCUGUAUGUAUGUGUGAACUUGUCUGACCAAAACGUUAGAGCAGCAGCAGGACAUAAUUAAACUGAAGAACAUUGAUAAGUGUGAAGGUGGUGACGUGUGACAUUGUGCCAAGCUGAACUGUCCAGAUGAGAUAAAAAGGAGGUCAGAGCAACCUGGAAAAAGAAAUAUUAACAAGAAAAUUUUAACUGACCAAGGUACUGACCUCUUCACAAGAGAACUGGGCAAUUCUUGCCAAGUGUGCACCUAUGCUAGUCACAAAUGUUUCUUUUAGGAGCCAUGACUUGAAAUAAGACAUUAUAAAAAGCUUAGUGUAGUGCAGCUGGGGCAUUCAUGGACAAUUGCUGUGGCUGUGGUAAUGCCAGUAGCUUGUUUGUUGCCCUUAAGACUCAAAAUUGUUUAAGUUUGACUUUUUAGAAGAUGGGCAUUUAAGAGCAUUCAUUGUUUUGAAAUGAGAAAAUUGUGCUCUUAUAGAACAUAAAUUGAGGAGAAUUUAUUUCCUGUUUCUUAGUGAAAGAAAAAAGUGAGCCAAAGAUGGCAUCGUCAAAUAUUCCCCCACAGAACACUUAAAGAACAGUCUUGUCAGGCGCCUCACCACCACUUACACCAGCCCUGUAACUCAUCAACCACAAGCCCUGGGUAGGAGUUGGCAUGCCUCCACAGCCCUUAGAAACUCGGAAGGCUCACAGUAGACCAACAGCCCCGCAAACCAGGACCCACACACGCUGUUCCACCUGCCUCCAACAUUCCUGUUCUGUGUAUAUUUCAUGUAUUUAUACACCUCCCAUCCUGGUAUUAAAUAUAGCCAUACACAUUUUCAUUCUCUGCUACAAUCAUAUUCCAAAGUAGAUGACUACAGUUUGAAAGAAGAAUUAGUAAUUAUAAUGGAAAUCUGUUUCACAGGAACCUUAAUUUUCAUCUCAAUUUUCAUUAGGCUUAUAAUGUUCACACAUAAAUGUAAAGAUUGUGAUUAUUAGAUUUCAAUUCAUUGACAAUCAUGGGUUUUAAUAGAUGAAAGUGCAUAUGUCUAGUGAGAACUAAAAUUGUGCAUAUUGAAAUGGCCAUUGCAGAUUGCAACCUAAGUAACCCCAUCAGGAGAGUGAGGAGAGUUUUUGUCAAGUAAAGACAAUUCUUUCUCUCCCAUCUUUUUCGUCUUCCCAGGAUAUUAGCUGGUACUGGUACUUGGCCACCACCUUUGAACAGUGUCUUGAGAAGGAUGGACAUGAAGACUUGAAUACAAGAAUUUUUUUCAGUGCAGCUCAAUGAUAGAAGCUAUUGUUCACAAGACUGGAUUAGCAGUGAUUGAUUAUAGUGAUGGUGAUCUUGAUUGCGAUUUUUUGCGCAAGUUUGGAGUUUCGAUUACAAUUAACCAAUAAUGUAAUUGUUUUUAUAUUGAUAAUUGAAUGAUUUUACAAAUGUUUUCCCCCAUGAUUUUAUUGUUUUAUAAAUUUUAAUAUUGUUAAUGUUUAUUGAUUUUAGAAGAAAAAAUUAUCUUUGAGCAUAAUUACUUUAGAAACUAACUAACUUGUCAGAACUUCAAGCUACAUUAACAUUCAAGGGGUAUGCACAUGCUCUUCUGUUCUUUUCUUUAUACAGUUGUCUUAAAUCAGUAGUGAUUAAAGAAAUUGGAGCUCUAAUUGAAGUUCUUGUGGAAAGACAAUCAUAAACAAAAGAACCAAAUGAAUACAUUGCUCCUUUUAAGUCAUAAAUAUUUGGAUUAGAUAGGUUUGAGAGUUGAGUGACAUAAAUAUUACCAUAGCAUUGAGUGCUAAUGUUGAAAAGGAAUGAGCUGUGACCAGUAGUUGAUAAGGGUAUGUUUAAUUAUAUCCAUCUUUUAGUGCAUGUUUUUGACAUCUUUGGCACUGUGCCAACUGUGUUUAUAUAUUGCUUGACCAUCACAGUGUUGAGGCUGAUGAAUUACUUCAAAAGGAAAGAUUUGUACUGAAAUCCUGUUCUAUUUUGAGUAUAGCAUAUUAGUACUUUU
This is a messenger RNA of Penaeus monodon (black tiger shrimp), 2752 nucleotides long. RefSeq lists its product as uncharacterized. The transcript has a single exon. The coding region runs from base 332 to 715 and encodes 127 amino acids. The record is from RefSeq and is a predicted model, not a curated record. NCBI's taxonomy places the organism in Eukaryota, Metazoa, Arthropoda, Malacostraca, Decapoda, Penaeidae.